Messenger RNA from Setaria italica (foxtail millet), 846 nucleotides. RefSeq names its product probable WRKY transcription factor 57. Gene Ontology annotation, molecular function: DNA-binding transcription factor activity; sequence-specific DNA binding. Gene Ontology annotation, biological process: regulation of DNA-templated transcription. The record is from RefSeq and is a predicted model, not a curated record. The coding region runs from base 6 to 668 and encodes 220 amino acids. Lineage: Eukaryota; Viridiplantae; Streptophyta; Magnoliopsida; Poales; Poaceae. The transcript is spliced from 3 exons.
GGCCCAUGCACAUGGCGCUAGCCUCCUGCAACUCCCUCGCCGACGCCGUCUUCCUAGACAUGGCGUAUCGCAACCCGUGCGACGGUGGCUUGGCAUCCACCUUCUACGGCGGCGCUGGUAGCCCCGCGGCAGCUUUCCUUCGGCCUGCGUUCGGCGCGGCCCCCGCCGACCUGGCGCCGCAGCAGCGGCAGCCCGACGCCUUGGAGUGCCUGUCGGACGACGGCGUCUCGUCGGUUGUAGUGCCUGGCACGUUCGGGACGCCGCCGCCGCCGCCACCGCGGAUGCCGGUCGUGCCGGAUGCCUCGGGCUACGCUCAUGCUAGGGGUACGGCCGCCGUGGCGGGGGAGGGGUCGACGCCGAGGACGACGGACAGGAUCGCGUUCCGGAUGAGGUCGGAGGAGGAGGUACUCGACGACGGCUACAAGUGGAGGAAGUACGGCAAGAAGUCCGUAAAGAACAGCCCUAAUCCGAGGAACUAUUACCGGUGCUCGACGGAGGGCUGCAACGUCAAGAAGAGGGUAGAGCGAGACAAGGACGACCCGAGCUAUGUUGUGACCAUGUACGAGGGGGUGCACAACCACGUUAGCCCCGGCACCAUCUACUACGCCACCCAAGACGCCGCCUCUGGCCGCUUCUUUGUCGCCGGGAUGCAUCAAUUCGGUCCUUGAUGAUUAAGCACAGCAAGUUAGCGCAGAUGGACAUACUGACUACGUAUAGCGUAGACACAUCCAAGUAUACAUUAUCUUAAUCAAUCCGCUCAACAUCGAAAAUUAACAUGGCUGUAAUAUCUCAAGCUGGCCUCUUAGCGUUUUGUUUUAUGGUGAAGAUGUUAAGUAGUUGCCCCCA